AUGUUGAAUACCGAUUCGGAUACUGAAUCUGAAGACUUAUCUACUCAAGUUUCAUAUUCUCAUCAACCAGAAUGGUCUGAUGUUGUACCAAUUGAACAAGAUGAUGGAUCAAAUCCUGUUGUUAAAAUAGAUUAUUCAGAUCAAUUUCGUGAAACAUUUGAUUAUAUACGUGCACGUAUGCAAUCAAAUGAAAUGAGUGAACGAACACUUGAGUUAACAAAAACGGCAUGUCAACUUAAUCCUGCGAAUUAUACAGUUUGGUGUUAUAGAUGUCAAAUUUUAUAUCGUCUUAAAUGCGAUUUAAAUGAAGAAUUAACAUUUAUUGCACAAAUGAUUAAAGAAAAUCCAAAAAAAUAUCAAGUUUGGGAACAUCGUCGUUUAAUUGUUGAACGUUCAGAUAUUGUAUCGAAUGAAUUACCAUUUCUUUCUACUGUUAUUAAUAAUGAUUCGAAAAAUUAUCAUGCAUGGCAAUAUCGUCAAUGGUUACUUAAAACUUAUUCACUUUGGUUGAAUGAAUUAGAUUAUGUUGAUCAAUUAAUAAAUGAUAUACGAAAUAAUUCUGCUUGGAAUCAACGUUAUUUUGUUAUAGCUCAUACAACUGGUUUUAAAGAGGAUAUUAUUGAAUGUGAAUUAGAUUAUGUUGAAAAACAUAUUGAAUUAUGUCCAGAUAAUGAAAGUGCAUGGAAUUAUUUACGUGGUAUUGCACGUUUUCGUUCUUUAAAUUUAACUGAUCAACAUGUAUGGAAUUUUUGUGAAAAUUUAUAUAAAAAUAAAUUUGAAAAAAGAUAA
This is a messenger RNA of Rotaria sp. Silwood1, 789 nucleotides long. The record is from the annotation of a GenBank genome assembly. NCBI's taxonomy places the organism in Eukaryota, Metazoa, Rotifera, Eurotatoria, Philodinida, Philodinidae.